Molecule: messenger RNA, 4148 nt
Organism: Ooceraea biroi (clonal raider ant)
Lineage: Eukaryota; Metazoa; Arthropoda; Insecta; Hymenoptera; Formicidae
Source: RefSeq, a predicted model, not a curated record
UCGAUUAAAUAGUGUUUCCGAUUGUUACUUUUGCUGUCUGAUUAAAUGAUGGAUACCUUCAUCCGAUGAAAUGCAGUUACCGAUGAAAUGAGGUCGGAAAAUUAGUCGCCCUUUAUAUAUUCGUUGUAAUUUUCAUCGGAUAAAACGACGAAAAGAUCGGAUAAAAUGAUGAUAAGAUCGGAUAUACACUUUAAUCGGAUAAGCAAGAGAGUGAUCACGUUAUAUCCGAUCAUGUAUUAUCCGAUGAAAGAUGAUAACCGCUGAAAAUUAUACAACGAAUAUACCCGAAUAUUGCCGAAGAGGAACGAAUAUUUCCGAUUCAUGUUGAUUUAAUCGGAUAAUCGCAACGAAUAUUGCCAAAGAGGAACGAAUAUACCCGAGUCGCGGAAACAGUAUGCGCGAUUGUUGAGUUAUUUGUUAUAUCAAACGCAGACGUGACAUAACCUAUAAAUUUUAGUAACCAAGGUUGAAUUUUGUAACGCACCCCGGAGAUGCCAGAUUCUGGUUAGUAAGUGGUAUUACUUGAAACCGUCCCGAGCGCACGUGGACGUAACACGUAGCUUGCACGUGUGCGUCAUCCCCUCCACAGAAUCUAACAUCUCUGCGUGCACGUUCGAUCACGUCGAGUGUUAACCGUGACCGCAUCGGAACCGAGUGCCACAAAAGAGAAGAAGAAAAGUGCGAUUAACUAUUUCGAUUAUUAUAGUUCUUUUUCCUUUUAAAUUAUCGAUAAGAACCGAUACAAUUGUGAUUUACAAUAGCGAUAAUGUGUGACAUACGUCGUACAUUAGAAGAAAUGGCUGUAGAAGAAGAAGUCAUUGAUUUAUUAAUAAAUUACAUAAGUCUUCCUGUAUGUUAUUAUUCUUUUGGAAAGACACUUUCAAUAGGAAAAUAUUUCAGUGGAAGAUUUAAAAACUUUAAGAAAGCGUGAACUUGAUGAAUUAAUUAUGAAAUAUGGUCCAAGGAGGAGGUUUGGUAGAACUUUAGUUAAAUGGAUGUCAUUGCAUAAUUGUUUGAUAGAUCCCGAACUACUAGCGGCAUACGGUGAUAUGCAACCAGCGUACACUGUUGACACAGAUAACAAGGAGUCUGUUUCAGCGAAGAGCUCAAACGAAGUUGCAUCAUUGCAGUUGAUCCAUUUUCCCAAAAGAGAUUCAUCGAACAGUUUGUCUACAAACAUCAGCAGCUGCAGCAGUAAUUUUUCAGAGAGCCCAUUGUUGCUUUCGCAAGAUUUCAACGAGUUUGUGAGCAGCGAGCAAAUUGAAACAAAGAAUAAAGAGCUUGCAGAUAUUUCAGAUCUGCAAAUAGUGAACAUUGAAGAUACUGUUAGUUUUGAUGUUAAUGUUGGCAUAAACGUUGAAGAUACUGUUAGUUUUUAUGUUAAUGUUGGCACAAACGAACCUGACCUUGAAGACCUCACAGAAACAAGUGUACAGUUAGAGGAUGAGUUGAAAGAUUUCGACGACGUUACAACUGCUCCCGUACAAACGUCAAGCGAUAAGGAACAAGAAAGGCAAUCACCAAUUCCAAAUUUUAAUACAGCAAAUGCUGAAGGUAGAACUCCGCUGCUUAAUCUCUUGCAUAAAAACGGAUCCCAUCUUCAAAAACUUAUCCACAAUAUCCACCGUAAAGAUUUAGUACCAGUGGGAUCUGACAUCAACUUGAUAGGAAAAGUUACUGCCAAACAUCUCCUCAAUUUAGCCACUCCUCCACUACGGAAAAUACCAACAAGUACUCUCAUAAGAUGGAGUAAAUAUUUUAAACGUCUGUUUCCAAAGACGCCGACAUCCGCUUUUUAUGCCUUUAAAUACGAGCCAUAUAGACGUUCAGACGGCAUCAUACUUCAGAGAAAGAGAGCGCAAGGAGUGUUGCAGGUCCAACUCUUUCAAGAGAGGAGAAAACUUCUUAAGGAAAACCGAGAUGUUCUAUUGAGGCAGCCAAGUACGUCAGUCUCAACCGGCAGGGACAGAAGUCCGUGUCCUUCAAACAUAUCUCAUAUCACAAAAACUUGGAGAUCUGUCAGUCAAUCAGAAGGAGAAAUUCAAUCUAGAACUGAAAUUCCAAGAGAAGUGUCUCUUUCACAGACUGAUCCAACAAUAGAGUCUCAUCUUAAUUAUUUGCGGAACGAAUUGCACUACAAAUUGACCUCAGAAUUACUAUCCUCCUGGGAAGCUACUUUUACAUAUAGACGGAACCAACUCUUACAUCAGUCAGGAACAGUGUGGGAUUAUCUGAACGAAUACAGGGUUUUGCAAAUUGAAGAAGUUGGUAAAGUCUUAAUUGAACAGGAUUUCGAAAAACUUUGUCCCAAUUUAGAUCCUGUAACGAGGUACUCGGGGAACCUAGCCAAAAAUUGUGAGAAAUACAGGCUUGCAAUUAUUGCUACAGCUUCAGUACUUAAAAUAAAAUAUAAUAAAAUAAAAUAAAAAGAACAAGCCAACGAAAGCAAAAGGAUAUAGCUACUUCGUUCUUGAACUUGGCUAAACACGAUUCAGAUGUUAUACUUAGAGUGACUGGAACUCUUUUGCUCCUUCCCUUUAUAUUUCCUUACGUUUAUGUGCACAAGACGUGGAGACCAACGAGGAUAGAUAUUGUUGAAUCUUUCGUCGCGAGAGUUUGCAGUGAAACGGAAGUUGAAGAACAUAUUGAACGUCGACGUAAAGCAUUGAUGGUGUUCGGAAUUGCAUUAAAGGAAUUUUCGGAAACCGAAUCGAUUGAGAAAUUGAUCAUUCAAUAGCUGUGCGGGUGAUGUUUGUCUCAUAAAGUCAUUCGAGAAGUUUCGAGAAUUGAAAUCGAGAAGGAAAUUUGGGACAAAUAUUUUCUUCCCACGCUGUUUGUCCCGCAAAAUUGAGACAAACAUCAACCGCAAUUUAACCGUUCACUCGCGACUUUUCUCAGGAGACAUGCGCGAGGAGAUGACGUCAGACGGCGACGGCCAAUCGCUCGGCCUGCGGCUCGCUCCGCGCAUGUUCCUUAUCACCGGGCUGCGUGAGGCCCAACCAUGUGCCAAUCGCGUGCGGCACGCGGGGGUCACCCCCAAAACUUUGAAAUCGAUUGGGCCUAGCCAAAAUUCACGGGUUCUACAAAUAGAGCUCCAAGCGAUCCGCGGACCCACUUCACAGUCAGUCUGCAAAGUAUCAAAAGUUUCUGGCAAUCAACUAAACGCAAAGUCCGUCUCUUUCAGUGCGUGCAAUUCCGUCGCUCGCGGAAUCGUCACGGUGAUAAUUCCGUCGCUUGCGGAAUCACCACGUUGAUACUUUCCGUCGCUCGCGGAAUUAAAACGGCGAGUUGAACUUAUAUAUAGUGUACAUAAUUUAUUUCAGUUAUAUAUAACUUUGUGCCGUUACAACAGACGCUUUCUUCUUUUGUGUGUUCGUGGCUGUGCUAUCCGUCCCGUGAUACCUCGCGUUCGUAACAGAUGGAGAUAGCAAAAAAAGUUAAAAUAUCUACAUCUGUUCAACCUUAUGUUUUAGCGGUAGGUCCGACCUGGGAUAAUAUCAGUCAUAGUCACGUAAUUGUAGACAAAGUUUUAUAUACAUGUAAAAACAUUGUGGAGGCCGUGGAACUUUGUUUUAAAUUGUUUCAUGUUUUUCACUCCGAUUACCCUCCUGAAAGCAAGCACGUAUGGCAAUUGAUACAACAAGGUUUUUAUAAUAUAUUUUUGGAGGAUCACGAUAUAAACCGAGGAACAAUUACGAAGGCUUUGGCUGAUAUUGGAAUUUAUGUGCAGGAAAAAGAAAUAUCGUUGACAACUAAGAAACCCAGAAAUUUAUAAUUUCAGUAUUUUUUGUCUAAGACAUUUCAUUGUCAAAUCCUUCAUUUUUAUUAUUAUUUGUUACAUCACUGAAAAUAGAACUUUUCGUUUAAAUGUUCCACUUUUUUAUAAAUUUAUAAGUUUAUUUUCGUUCGCUCGAUUAGUAUUAAUAUUUUCCGUCUAAAAACGCGCUUUAUAGCGCGCUCAUUUGUCUAUAGCUCGCAUCGGCGAAGCAGUGUUCCUGCGAUCGCUAUAGAGUGUAGAGUACAUAUAGUUUGUGAUUUUGAUAGAGCAUUAAUGAAUGCUAUUGCAAGAGCAUUCGGUAAUUGUAAUAAUCUAACAGAAUAUUUAUCAACAUGUUAUUUAUUGCUUACAAAUAGAAACGAGAAAAUGC